CAACUGUCGUCCUUAGCCCGGUGCAUCCUAACUGUCCCCCAAAGGCGCAUGGUAUAUUUCAACAAGGGAUAAAAUUGAACUUCUAUACUCAAAACAAGAAGAAGAAGAUCCGAAGAGAUUUCAAAACUCACAAUUAAAACCCUAACUUUGGAUUAACAGGAGCAGCAGCAGAUUAUUGACUUGGAAACUAACUUAAGAUGAUGACGAGGAAGCAGCAAUCUGCAACGAAAACGGCUGCACCACGCAAUUCUGCACCAACUGUAUCAAAUGACGAGGAUCAGUAUGUUGAAUCUUUAAACAACUUGAAGUUGAAAAGGAGAAGUGAGAUUGAGAAAAUUACGAAGACAAAGAUGGAGUUGGAUAAGACUGCUCAGCUGUACCAUGAUCAAUUGACAACGAUAGUGGAGCCUUAUUUCCGGUUCAUGGAAGAGAGUAUCGCACUUAAGGGAGAGAAUGGAAUACUCAGAAGUGAUAUUAAGUCGCUCAAGGAGGAGAAGGUUGAAUUGGAAAGGGAUUCUGACUUCCUCUGUAAGAAGAAUGAUGAACUGGGAUGUAAAAUUAAAGUACUUCUCGUAGAAAUGUCUGCAGUGGAAAAUGAACUAAAAUUACUCAAUACAGAAAGUGAGGAAUUGGCGAAUGAACUUGAUUCUCUAAAGGUAGAGCAGUUUAUACUUGGCGAAGAGAAGUUGAAACUCAUAAGUGAUAUUGAAUCACUCAAUGAGAACAAGGCUGAAUUGGUAAGGGAUGCUGACUUGCUCCAUAAGGAGAAUGAUAAGCUGGGAUGUGAAAAUCAAAUACUUCGCAAAGAAAAGUCAGAAGUGGAAUUGGUGAAUGUUUCGGUGAACGUAGAGAAUGCUACACUUGAAAGAGUGAAGUUGGAACUCAGAAGUGAUAUUGAAUCACUCAAUAAGGAGAAGGAUGAAAUGGAAAAGGAUGCUGACUUGCUUUGCGAGGAAAAUGAUAAACUGGGAUGCAUAAAGGAAAUACUUCGCAGAGAAAAGUCGGAAGUGGAAAAUGAUCUAGAAUUACUCUACAAAAAGAGGGAGCAAUUGGUGAAUGAUCUUGAUUCGCUAAAGGCAGAGAAGGAUGAUCUUGGCGGAAAGGAGUUGAAACUCAGAAGUGAUGUUGAAUCACUCACAAAGAAGAAGACAGAAAUGGAAAGUGAAAUUGAAUCGCUUAGCAGUGAGAAGACCAACUUGGGAAAUAAGACUGAGUUGCUCAACAAAAUGAAUGCGAAAUUGCUUAGUGAUUCUGAAUUUCUCAACAAAGAAAAGUCUGCCGUACAAGGUGAUGUUUGUUUGCUCAACAGAAAGAAGACUAUUCUGGGAAGUGAAAUUGAAUCACUUACCAAUGUGAAGACUAACUUGGGAAAUGAGACUGAGUUGCUCCACGAGGAGAAGACGAAAUUGCAAAGUGAUUUUGAAUUUCUGAACAGAGAAAAGUUUGCCGUACAAGGUGAUAUUUGCUCGCUCAAUGAAAAGAAAACUGCAGUUCAAGGUGAUAUUCGUUCCCUCGAUGAAAAGAAGAAUUCUCUGGAUAGUGAAAUUGAAUCUCUUAGCAAUGAGAAGACUAACUUGGGAAAUGAUACUAAGUUGCUUAACAGUGUGAAGGCUAAAUUGAUAACUGAAACUGAGUUUCUCGCCAAGGAGAAGAUUGAACUAUGGAGUGAUUUUGAAUUUCUCACUGAAGAUAAAACUCAACUAGGAAUGGAUGUUGUGCUGCUCAAGAAAAGAAAGUGUGAAGUGGAAACUGAAUUUGAAUGCCUCCAAGAUGAGAAGAGUAAGCUGCAUGGUGAUAUUGAAUUUUUGAACAAAGAGAAGGCUCAACUAGGAACCGAUUUUGAACUCACCAACAAAGAGAAGGAUAAGUUGCAAAAUGAUAUUGAACUUCUCAUUGAGGAGAAGGAUAAAUUGCAAUCUGAUAUUGAAUUUCUCAAUGAAGAGAAGGCUGAAUUUGUUCGAUCCGUCACUUCUGAGGUUAAUGAAUCUUUUUAUGAACGUGAGAAAACAUUGGCUGAGAAUGAAAGAAUGUGCAUAGAGCUUAAAGAGAUGAACCAAACAUUGGUUGCCAAGGAACAGGUUUAUACUAAGGAGCUUCAGGAAGCUCGCCAAGAACUUAUCAAGAUAAUGCCGCGAAUGGAGUCAGAAAAGGUAACCAGAAAUUUGAUUGGAGUAAAGAGAAUAAGAGGAGGUGAAGUGCUUUGGAUUUUAAAGAGAAGAAGAGAGCUACGCUGAAAGAAGUGAUCAGUUUUCAGUUGAACCGUACAUGAGCCUUAAGUAUUCCUUUAAUUAGGUAAAUGAUAUUCAGCUGCACAGUAAGAGUAUAGUAAUGCUUAUUUUUUGAGAUUUUUUAUUGACACUAAUAAGAUUGUAAAUGUGCGGGAAUGAAUUAGCUGAUGAUUUAAUGGUAGAUGUGGAAGGAUAUAGGGUUGUUAACAGUCCGCUCAGGAUGUUCAACUGAACUUCAGAUUUUGUUAAUGCUUUGAAUUUGAAAUAUAAAACUGCUGCCGACUUGGGCCUUUUA
Papaver somniferum (opium poppy) is the source of this 2523-nucleotide messenger RNA. RefSeq names its product protein Daple-like. The record is from RefSeq and is a predicted model, not a curated record. The transcript has 4 exons. Lineage: Eukaryota; Viridiplantae; Streptophyta; Magnoliopsida; Ranunculales; Papaveraceae. The coding region runs from base 198 to 2234 and encodes 678 amino acids.